Molecule: messenger RNA, 12687 nt
Organism: Anthonomus grandis grandis
Lineage: Eukaryota; Metazoa; Arthropoda; Insecta; Coleoptera; Curculionidae
Product: protein unc-13 homolog B
Exons: 26
Coding region: 660-8612 (2650 amino acids)
Biological process (GO): synaptic vesicle maturation; synaptic vesicle priming; dense core granule priming
Cellular component (GO): plasma membrane; presynaptic membrane; synaptic vesicle membrane
Molecular function (GO): syntaxin-1 binding; phospholipid binding; diacylglycerol binding
Source: RefSeq, a predicted model, not a curated record
CUUGGACAAUUGCCAUUUUUCAUCCCUCCCCCGGGUUUAUUGAGGCGGUUGUUUGGUGAAUGGCUCCUUCCAGUUUUUUAUUUUGUUUAUAUUCCCUGUUAAGGUUCGGCAUAAGUUGGGUAUAUCACGUGCAUACUGACUACAAUUGAUUUCGGUUGGAGAGGGGAUGGAUUAGUGGUCAAAAAAGUGCUUUUUUUUUGUAAAUUGUUUGAGUGUAUAAGCCAUGAGUUAGUAUGUGGGGCUUAGCAGGGAGAUUUGGUCGCAUCGACCCGUGAAAUUUAUGUAUAUCAGAAGAUAGUCACGAUGCCUAAACAUGGAUACAUAAACAUUUGAUCCGGUGCAAGUGUUGUUCAGUGUAAAGAAAGUUCGGAAAAAAAAAGAAAAUGGAGACGAGAUCUCCACGGGUUACCGACAGAGUGUUGUUUUUUUAGUGUGACGUGAAAAUGCGUGGAAAGUCGAUAAACGUCGGAGACGGUCGGGAAAGAUGCCCUUUCCCCACUGCGGAUGCCACGUAAUUCAUAAAGUGGCCGCCGCACGUCGCUACGAUGAUCUUCCAUCACAACGAAUUAUUACUGUACGUGCCUCACCCCAACAUAUCAUGACACAUUCUAUAUAGUAAUAAGUUGAAUUAUGUAGUGAACGUCUCGCGUCGUAAAAAAAUGAGCGAUCGACACCUCGCAAACCAUCACCCGGACAAUAAUAUGACUCCCGCUCUGUCUCAUUCGACCAGUACCACCGCCUAUCAGGACGCGAACGUCGAUCACGUGAUCAACGAGUACAUGGAGAGAUUGGGCACCCGCCUCAACAUCCUGGAGACGGAGUUGAAGUACGCCUGGAGGGCCCUGGACCUCCUCAGUCAGGAGUACAUCAAGAUGUGGGAGAGGCUGGAGAAGCUGGAGGGCCUCCUCUUCGAGCAGCAGAGCGUCAUCUCGCAGUUGAUGCACUUUUAUACUUCCGGAGGAGAAGGAGGGCCUCGCAUUGGGCCCACCAUGUCCAUGCUAGAGGGUAGGCUCGGUGAGCUAGAAGUGAUCCGAGAAAUCUUGGGUAACGGAACGGUGGAGGACGGCCUAGAAGAAGGCCUGGACGUCAUCAGAUCCCACGACUCUCAAAUCCAGGAAGUCGAGGAGCUGCAUAUCCCGGACGAGGCGUUUUACCGUAGCCUCAAUCAGGCUUACGAGGAGGAACUGGUCAAUUGCGACCCGGUCCAGUGUCAGCCCAGUCAGCUGGACAUGAUUUGGGAGGAGCGUGAGGACUCCGAGGACAUCGAAAAGAAAAAACCACGAACCCAAGAACGAGAGGAGGAAGAGGAAGAGGAAAUCUACAGUGCCCUUGAUUACAAGGACUAUCGCGGUAACACCUCUUGCGUCAGCGAGCAAGACAUCGCCGAACUAACCCGCAUAGAAUCCAUCGAUCAUAUGGCCAUAGAGAAGCUCAAUGAGCUGGACCGUCUCAGCAACAAAUUGCAGCAAGACAGUGCCAACAUAAAACAGCUGCAGCGCAAACUGAUGGAGUCUCCUAUAGCAGGAGAAUCUCCAGCUGCAGCAGAAGUGAAUGAAAACUGGACCUUUUCCAGUGAGGUGCGUGAUCAAAACGAUCUCUUGAUGAUGGCGAAGAGUGAUCUUACUGCCUAUGCUACUCGCCCCAGUUCUCGUUUAAGUAUCAGUGAUCCAGACAAAGAGGUAGCGGAAACAUUGGGAAGAACUCCUCCGACCUCCCCUAGGCGUCGCCAAGACUCUACUUCUAGUGAACCAUUUUCUACUGUAGAUGGUAGACUGGCUUACAGUACUGCUGUGCAACAUGUAGAAUCGGCCGAAGCAGCUGCAGCAGUAAUGCGCAACACCAAAAACCCAUUUUACUGCAGCGAGAUGGACUUGCUGAUGGCCAGUUAUGACCCAUUUCAAAUUAUGACGGAGCGAGUUCCCUCGCCCAGUUUGUCCGUUUGUAGCCUAAGAACCCGUCAGGACGGUUAUCUCGAUCCGGAGAAACCGACUCCUAGCCCCCCACCCCCUGCCCCCAACGAGGGAUAUUUAUUAAAGGCUAAUAAUGUCUUCCUAGGACCUAACUCCCCAAGAACCCCCCGAACAUCCCCUAAGCGAAGCAAGUCCUCAAACAUCGUCACUGCCAAAAGUGACUCCGGAUUAUCCUCGAUGUCCGGAUGGUCCAGUCUUGAGAAGUCCCCUGAGAACCCUAGGACAAGCUUUAACUACAAACCGAAAGCUUACGCAGAGUCUUCGGUUGACUCAAAAAUUGGCAAUGAGGUCCUCCCAGGGGGCCAUCACUCUUCAGCAUUCACCAACGUAAAAUCACCUAAUAUAGUAAAAAUGGAUGAGUAUGGCACUUUUGUGCCGGCCCCAGCGCCUGCCUCGGACAUCAACGUCAGCCCCAAAGCCACCACAGAACCCUCACUUAGUCCUUACUAUUACCAAAACCAACCAGCCAUUUAUUCAGUAGCAGGCAGUAAUAAUAAAGACUCUUACACAUCAGUGUACACCAGCAACAGCGCCGACUACAUUAACCAAACCAUCCAUUAUCCAGACUUAAUAGAACCAUACGGAAGCAACGAUUAUCCAGAGGAGCGCAGAAGGUCCAAACCCCUUGCAACAGAAGAAGGCGUGGCAAAUCACGAAGGCUACAAAACUGCCAUGUACAGAACGAUGUUCCCUACUGGGAACAUCACUGAUGCCCUCAGCUACUAUCCGACAUCCAGUCGCUAUGAAACCUCUAUGGCCCAAGGAAACCAUCAAGAUCCAGCAACUUGGUACGAUAACGCUAGCACUUCAAGCUCAAUGAAGUCAACUGAGAACUCCCCUUACAGACGUGCAGAGCACCAACCAAUUUACGAGAACCAACAACAGAUCGAGCAGCACCAACGCAACUGGAGGGCAUCAGAACCAUCCAGACUGGACUUGGAUAUACGGAACAGAAACGUUCCGGAGUACGUGGUGCAGCCGCAGCAAAACGACUUCUUUGAUGGCAGUAUCGAGGUGAUCAUGACCCAGUCGGGAGAAUACAUCACUAUAAACAGCCACGUGGCACCCCCUCGGGAGGAAAAGAAGAAAUUGAAAAGAGGAAGUACCUUAAAGUCAGCCAUGAGCUCUGUGAGUAACUGGCUGCCCGAUCUACAUCUGAAGAGGCACAGGUCGUUUUCCUUACCAGGUGGAAUCAAGAGGGAGGACGUGGAGAAGACCCGGAAAAUACACCUGGGGCGCAAGAAGAAGCGAAACCCGAUCGUCUCAACUGUCUCAGGAAUCCUCCAGAAAGCAAAGAGAAAAGCCCACGGGUCCCACCAAUCCCUAUCAGAUCCUGAGCAGUCUGAAAAUGAGUGGGUGGUUAGACGAGCUGGUUCAGUGGUCUCCGAAGAUGACCGCAGCGAGGACAGCAUGUCAGAGAACCAGUUCGAAAAAGACCUUUUUCCAAAGAUCAGCCAACCAAAACUAAAGGGCAGCAAAUCGGACGAGGAUUCCAACCACAUCAUUGCACCGCCACUAAACACCAACACCUCCUCCCCCACAACAGAAGACCAACCAUACGAAGAAGACUUCUCCAAUAAAAGCACCGGUAGUGGCUCAAGCAACAUCUUCCCCACCAUAGGAGAAGCAAAGCGCAGCAGCGGUUCUUCAGAAAAAAGCGACGAAACAGUCAUCAUGGACAAACAGUUGGUGAUGCAAGUGGUUGGGGGCACAUCAGUAUCCUCCAUGGAGUUCGCCGUAUCCAGAGCUCUUGGCAAAUAUCGACAAAAGCGCUCCAACUCCUUCUCGGAUGACCAAACGAGCGAGAGCGGUGACAAUGGAGUAAAAAUUGAGGAAAUCUACUCUGACGAACCUAAGCAAGCACAAGAACCGACCCCCACCAUAACCGAACAGAAAUCAACUGAGAGCAUGGAAAGUCAUCGUGGGUUUGAUGACUCCACUGCAGAAGCCAGUCCGGUCCUAAGGAGCACCAGAUUUUUCCCUAGGCACCAGCAAAGCCUAGAAAUCCCGGGUCAUCGUGGAGAUGACGAGGAUAGCAGGAGCACCCAUUCUUGGAGAAGCACUUCCAGAGUAUCCUCAAGAAGACAAAGCACCGAGGAUAGCAUUGACAGUGAGGACGAGUGGUACUGCUACGAGCUAAGGAAGCUCGAGGAGAUGGAGCGGCAGAAGGAGCUGGAGCAAGACAUGGGGUCCACGUUGCACGAACUCCCUGAGCCGGAGGAAGAAACUUAUGAACCAGAGGAGGAGGUCAAAGAAAAAAUGUCGUUUGUGCUACGUGAGCUUCGCAUGAAAGCCAAAGUGGUCGAGGGGGUCCUGGACGAAAAGGAGAACAACUUAUUGACAGUGAACUCUGCAAAGAAGCGCGAGGAGAAGCGUGGCUCUUUCCACUUGGACGAGGCGGCAGCCCUCUUUGCCAAAAUUAAAAUCUACCAUCAUGAGUCAUUGGAGCGAGAACGGCAAGAAGAUGACUCCCUCAUCAUCGAGGAACUCCCCAAAGAGGAGGAGGUGGUGGAGGAGCAGGAGGAGCAGGAGGAUGGUCGGUCCUCAGGCGCUUCAGGUGCCACCUCCGGCCCGGACAGUCCUCACCACAGCACUGACGAGUACGACGAGUUAGAAAUGAGGAUAAACGAUGAGUUCGCACGCUGUCAUCUGUCCAAGGAGGAGCAGCAGGACCGGUUGAACCGCGAAGCAACUACUCAAAGGAGAUCUUCUUCCGAUCAGCAGCAGCAUAUCCCGGAAAUCCAGGUGGGUGGUGGGUCGAUGCCCGAGCAGGAGGCUGCUAAAGACGUCGCGGGUAGUAAGUGGAAAUUGUUGAAGACUUUGAAGGAACGUAAGGCGGAGGAGAAGAGCAUUCAAGAGAAGGAACCAGGACCGCCCACCAAGGAGGAAAAAAAUGGUUCUAUCGGCGGAGAUUCUACUGGCAGGGUUAAUGGGGGUCCAGGAGACAACACGUUCUACAGUAACAUCGACAUUAAGCCGGACAUCCGGCCGAUCAGAAGAGGAAAAAAUAAUACACUGGUUUCCGAUUUGACCAUGGCUGCUACCAAGAGAAAUGCCGGACUGACGUCGGCUGUACCCAGGGCCACUUUGAACGACGAAGAAUUGAAAAUGCACGUUUAUAAAAAGACCCUCCAGGCCCUGAUUUAUCCGAUAAGUUGCACGACUCCUCACAACUUCGUCCCCUGGACCGCCACCUCGCCCACUUACUGUUACGAGUGUGAGGGUCUUCUAUGGGGAAUAGCGAGGCAGGGGGUGAGGUGCACCGAGUGCGGAGUGAAAUGCCACGAGAAGUGUAAGGAUUUACUGAACGCCGACUGUUUACAAAGAGCGGCAGAGAAGAGUUCGAAACACGGUGCUGAAGAUAAGGCGAACAGCAUCAUUACCGCAAUGAAGGAACGCAUGAAGCAGAGGGAGAGAGAAAAACCCGAAAUUUUCGAGCUUAUCAGGGACGUUUUCGGGAUCGAGGAAAAGAGCCACUCGGGACACAUGAAGGCGGUUAAACAGUCGGUACUGGACGGUACGUCGAAAUGGUCGGCGAAAAUCGCCAUCACAGUAAAAUCCGCUCAAGGUUUGAUAGCCAAAGACAAGAGCGGCACCUCGGAUCCCUACGUGACCGUGCAGGUGGGAAAAGUGAAGAAACGCACCAGAACGAUGCCCCAGGAACUGAAUCCGGUGUGGGACGAAAAGUUCUUUUUCGAGUGCCAUAAUAGCUCGGACCGCAUUAAGGUGCGUGUGUGGGACGAGGACAACGACCUGAAGAGCAAACUGAGACAGAAACUGACGAGGGAAUCGGACGAUUUUCUCGGACAAACCAUCAUAGAGGUGAGAACCCUGUCCGGAGAAAUGGAGGUGUGGUACAACCUGGAAAAACGAACGGACAAAUCGGCCGUGUCCGGUGCAAUACGACUUCACAUAUCCGUGGAGAUCAAGGGGGAGGAGAAGGUGGCACCGUACCACGUGCAGUACACGUGUCUCCACGAGAACCUCUUCCAUUAUUUGUGCGAGGAGAACAGCGGCGUCGUGACGCUGCCGCAGGCCAAAGGCGACGACGCCUGGAAAAUUUACUUCGACGAGGCGCCGGAGGAGAUCGUCGACGAGUUCGCCAUGAGAUACGGGAUCGAGUUUAUUUAUCAAGCGAUGACUCAUUUUCACUGCCUGUCGACGAAGUACCUAUGUCCAGGAGUACCGGCGGUAAUGAGCACCUUGUUGGCGAACAUCAACGCGUACUACGCCCACACGACCGCCUCCACCGCCGUCUCGGCCAGCGACCGUUUCGCCGCCUCCAAUUUCGGCAAAGAGAAGUUUGUCAAACUGCUGGACCAGUUGCACAACUCGUUACGGAUCGACCUGUCGAUGUACCGGAACAAUUUUCCCGCCUCCAGUCCGGACAAACUGUUGGACUUGAAGUCGACAGUGGAUUUGUUGACCAGCAUCACGUUCUUCCGCAUGAAGGUGCAGGAACUUUCCAGUCCGCCCAGGGCCAGUACCGUGGUGAAGGAUUGCGUGAAGGCUUGUUUAAGGUCGACCUAUCAAUUCCUGUUCGAAAACACGUACGAACUGUACAGCAGGGAAUUCCAAACGGACCCGAGCGAACCGAAACGCGACCCGGACGACCACGGCCCACGUCUGGACAGCGUCGAUUUCUGGCAUAAACUGAUCGCCCUCAUCGUUUCCGUCAUCGAGGAGGACAAAAACAGCUACGGCCCGGUACUCAAUCAGUUCCCGCAAGAGCUCAACAUCGGACAACUUUCUGCCGCUACUAUGUGGUCUCUCUUUGCCGUCGACAUGAAAUACGCUUUGGAGGAGCACGAGGCGCACCGCUUAUGCAAAUCGUCCGCUUAUAUGAAUUUACAUUUUAAAGUGAAGUGGUUGUACACGAGUUACGUGAAGGACGUGCCUCCUUAUAAGGGCGCGGUACCAGAGUACCCCGCCUGGUUCGAACCGUUCGUUAUGCAAUGGCUGAACGAGAACGACGACGUGUCCUUGGAGUAUUUGAAUGGGGCCUUUACAAGGGAUAAAAAGGACGGGUUCCAAAAAAGCAGCGAACACGCCUUAUUCUCCAACUCGGUGGUGGACGUGUUCACGCAACUGACCCAGUGUUUCGACGUCGUAUCCAAACUGGAAUGCCCCGAUCCAGAAAUCUGGAAGCGAUACAUGAAACGCUUCGCGAAAACCAUCGUGAAAGUGCUGCUCGCUUAUGCUGACAUAGUUAAGAGGGAGUUUCCUGAACACCUUAAGGAGGAACGAAUCGCCUGUAUCCUAAUGAACAACAUCCAACAGUUGAGGGUCCAAUUAGAGAAAAUGUUCGAAUCGAUGGGUGGCGAGAAACUGGAGGAGGAUGCGGCGAACAUUUUAAAAGAAUUACAGCAGACGCUCAAUGGGUGUUUGGAUGAACUGGCUCACCAGUUUGCCGCGAGCUUGGAACCGAGAAUAACGCAGAGUGUGAAGGAAUUAGGGGAUCUCCUAUUGGCGAUAAAAGGAGGCGGGCAACCGGGCACGUUAAAUCAACCGGCACAACGUCAACAGGUGGCCGUGGAGGCGGACGAGGUGCUCAGGCCCCUCAUGGACCUGCUGGACGGGUCUCUCACCCUCUACGCCCAGUCCUGCGAGAAAACCGUACUUAAAAGACUGCUCAAGGAACUAUGGAGGAUAGUGAUGAGGAUAUUAGAGAAGACUGUAGUGUUACCUCCGAUGACUGAUAAAACGAUGGUGUUCAAGAGCAUUACCGAUAACGCGAAGAACUUGGCGGCCAAUACGAAAAUAGAGGACAUGUCCAGACUGUUCAAGAACCACAUGACCGGCAAACAGGACGUAAAAAACGCCCUCAGCGGCGUAAUGGACAUCAGCAAAGAAGUCGAGAAGAAUUUAUCGCCGAAACAAUGCGCUGUUUUAGAUGUGGCCUUAGACACUAUUAAGCAAUAUUUUCAUGCAGGUGGAAAUGGAUUAAAGAAAGCGUUCCUCGAUAAGAGUUCGGAACUGCAAAGUUUACGGUACGCCUUGUCGUUGUACACCCAAACGACCGAUACUUUGAUAAAAACGUUUGUGACUACGCAAAUUAAUGAAGAUUCCGUGGACGGACAAGAGGGCAGCGUGGGCGAAGUAUCCAUCCAGGUGGACCUGUUUACCCAUCCAGGCACCGGAGAGCACAAAGUAACCGUAAAAGUCGUUGCCGCCAACGAUUUGAAAUGGAACCUGGUGUCCGGAAUGUUCCGGCCGUUCGUCGAGGUGAACCUGAUCGGGCCCCAUCUGUCGGACAAAAAGAGGAAACACGCGACGAAAUCCAAAUCGAACAACUGGUCGCCGAAGUACAAUGAAACCUUUAAUUUCAUCAUCGGUAACGAGGAACAGCUGGAUUUCUAUGAACUACAUAUCUGUGUUAAAGACUAUUGUUUUGCUAGAGAGGAUAGACUUGUGGGUGUUGCCGUUAUGCAGCUCAAGGACAUCGUCGAUAAGGGUUCGUGUGCGUGUUGGCUCUCGUUAGGCAAACGGAUCCAAAUGGACGAAACGGGUUGGACGAUCCUCAGGAUAUUGUCGCAACGCACAAACGACGAAGUCGCCAAGGAGUUCGUCAAACUGAAAUCGGAUAUCCGGCAAGAGGACGCGGUGAUCAACCAACAGCAGCAGCAACAGCAACAACAAUAAUAAUAAUAAUAAUAAUAAUAACAAUAAUUAUAACGAGACUAUUUUUCGAAUAUUUCUGUGUGUCGUCUACUAUAAGUGAGUGUUUGGACUUAAAAUAAUAAGUAAUUAAGUAAAACGAUUGCCUUCUCUCUUCUCAUCGCUUCUUCCCUUACUCACGGGUGGCCUUUUGUAUAAGAUUUAACACAAAAACGGAGAUUUAAGAAAAAUCUCUUUUUUUGUUUAUUAUUACAGCUGUUUGCAGCGUGUAUGUUAAAACUUAAUUAUUGUUAAAAAAAUUGAUGGACCGUCCGCCAUUUUUUGAAUGCGAUUCGUUUAUUACAUGUUGUGCCUCCCAUGAUUCAACUCAGUUUUUAUUAGCACAAGUUGGAAGAAAAUCCAUAACAAAAAUUUCUUGUGAAAAACUUUUUUUUACGGGUAUUAAAAACUGCCCUUCAAUUAUCACAAUUUACGCAUUCAAAUUGACACACUUUUACUUUUUUCCAUGUACAAGCAAUUUGCUCUAUAUUGUUUUUUGUGUUUAACAGAUUGAACUUUUUCCUUUUAAAUUAAAAACCUGAAAAAAUUAUUUUGUUACUCUUUUCGGUUAUUUUUGAGCAAAUUUCCUGUCAUAUUACAAUGUUUUAAUUCAAUCACUGCCUAGACAAAUGUAGUUCUUGUGUCUUCCAGACUAUUGAAGCCAGAAAUGCGUUUUUUUUAUACUAUAAGACACUAAACGGUUUUUUGAUAUUAAAAAAAUUCAGUGUCGUUUCAUCUCUUUUUAGUGCAAUUGUCGCUAUUCCUCUCUUGAAUGGUCAAAAAGUUAUUUUGUAAUUCUUCUGCAUAAUAUUAAUUUAAUUAUUAAACACUAAUAAAAACGUCCUAUUUUCUCAUGUAUUUUUGAACUUGUGCUAAGAAAAAUUGAGUUCGUAAAAUUAAAACUUUUAAGAGAGUAAAAUGCAAUAAAAAUACCGCCAUCGUGUCAUUUUAGGGUAAUCAAUUUUUUUUUGUACACAAACACAUUUCUGACGAUUAAAUUGUGGAUUAAAUUGUAAAACAACCACUGUCAGAAUUUCCCCUAAAUAUUAUUAACAUAAGCUUCUUGCCUGAACAUCUUUUUUGCACUCGUGUAUCAUCAUAAAUAUAUAAUGUUGUUAUUUUGUAAAAAAAAAAAAGAAACAUAUGUCCCACAUGGGGAACUGUAUAUUCAUUUGUUAAAAUAUAAUUAUUGUUUUUAUUAUCACGAUAUUUAUACUUAUAUAUAUAGGCAUAUUUAUUCAUUUGUAUAACCUCCCAAUAACUUUGUUAGUGUUUUCAAAAAAGAAAUCGAACACUUUUUAAGGAAGUUACAUAAUUUCUUAAACGGUGUAUAGUGGGUUUUUUGAGGAUGAAUUUCAUGUAUAAAAUCUGAUUUUAGGUCCAAAAUUCAGUAAGCUAGAGGAGUUUUGGUUAAGCCUUUUCCGGAAGCAGCUUUUUUCACAAAAACUACACUUUCACUCCAGAUAACUGAAAAACUAUUUCAGGCAUUCCAAUGGGGUUUUCAUUCAAAGUUGAAGUGUUUCUUGACGAAUAAUUUCAUGUAUAAGGAAUUUUUAUAUCUCAAGAAUGUUCUGAGUUUUAGUCACAUUUGUGUAGGAUGGACCCUAGUGAGGGUAAACUGAAAAACUCUAAGUAAAAUAUUUAAACAACUUUGGAUGGAGACAUGGCAUUUAUUUGAGAAAAACUUAAAAAGUUUUUGAGGUAUUUUUAUAAUUUUUCCAAAAGGUUCUCGAGGAUAGAUUUCAUUUCAUGUCAAAAAUAGGCUAAACAAGAACACUUUGGGUUAAUAUAAAUAAGAUUAAUUCUACAAGCAGUUGAGCCUAUUUUUAUCUCUUUCUAACUUUUUUUCAACUGCCUGGAAUAGUUGUCUAAGCAAUUUUAAGCCUAUUUUUGUCUUUUUCUAAGUAAUUUGAACUGCUUGGAAAAGUGGCCAUUUUUCCAUCUCAAAACAUUCUAGUUUUUUUUCAUUUAAAAACAAUUUAGUGUUUCUGAAAAAUUCUUUGAGGAAUUUACAUAAUUUCUUUGAGAGGGUAUAGUGGGAUUCUUGAGGAUAAAUUUAAUGUAUAAAAUAUACUUCUAGGUUCAAAAUUGAGUAAGCUAGAGGAGUUUUGGUUAAGCCUUCUCUGGUAGCAACUUUUUGCACAAAAAAUCAACUUCCAUGCAGGGUAAUUUUAAAACUGUUCCAGGCAUUCCAACGAGGUUUGCACUUAAAGCUGAAGCGUUUCUUAACGAAUAAUUUCAUAUAUGAAGAACUUUUGUAAUUCAACAAAUUCCCGAGUUAUAGUAACGUUUGUGUAAGAUAGACCCUCGUAAGGCUAAAAUGAGAAUUUUAAAAAUAAUUGUAUGGAUGAGUGAAACUCGAAAACCUAUUGAGGAUUUUUUAUAAUUUUUCAGGACAGAAUAAAAGGAUACAUGAGGAUGAAUUUUAUAUAUAAAUGAUUCUUUUAGGCCGAAAAUUGACUAAGCAAGGCCACUUUUGAUUAAGCUAUUUCUGGAAACAACUUUUUUUAUUAAAAUUCUAUAAACCCGAAAAAUGUUUUUCGGAUUUUUUAUAGUUUUUCCAGGGAUCUUUAAGGAUGAAUUUCAUGCACAAAAUAUGCCUCUAGGUCCAAAAUUGAGUAACAUAGAGCCCUUUUGGAUAAGCCCUCGCUUAUUACACAAAAAUUCAACUUGCAUCCCAAAUCAUAGGACUAUUUCAAUGGUAUUUUCACUCAAAGCCAAAGCGUUUCUUAAAAAAUAAUUUUAUACAUAAACAAUUCUCAAAGUUUAAGAAUUUCCCGAGUCAUAGUGAAAUGAAUAUUUAAAACACUAACAAAGUAACUAGGGGUAUCUGCCGUACUACGUAUAGCUAAAAAUAUUUGUUUUCUCUCUGUGAUAAACUGUAAGAAAUCGAUGUACGUGUGUCUCAUUUAAAUCUAUAAGCUACUGUACCACGCAAUUUAUGGUUAAUUAAUUCACACAAACCCUCUCUGUAUCAUCUUAUUACAAGUACUUGUGUAAAAUCGACAAUAUUUUUUCAGUAUUUUCAGUAUGGAGAAACGGGAAACUCCUCGUGACGAAAAUCGCAAGUUUUCGCCCUCCAGUUUUGAAUAGUUACAAGUUUCCUUAAUUCUCCCACCACCUUAGAUAGCAAACGGUUUUCUUUCGGUGAUUUUGUGGUUAGAUGUAAAAACAAAUGUCAUUUAGAUAGAAUUUCAAUGUACUAUACGAACUGAUUAGCUAAUUUCUUUGAAUGUUGUCAUGUGUAAUUCAGUAUUUUUUUGCAUAAAAGCGCCAGGGCAAACGUGUGCCUGGAAGGUUUAAUUAUUUCCUGGAUCUAUGGAAAAAACAAAUUGUAAUUUCCCCUUGGUGCUUUUUGGCAUGAAAAAUCAGCAAAUUUCUCUAACAUAUUGUCAUUAUUAUCAUAUCAGACAUAAAGGUGCUUCAACAACGCUUUUUCUGUCAUUUGUAUGAAUUCAAUGGUAAAUACACAAAAAACUAAGGAAUAGUACUGCAUUGGGACCAUUUGAUUUCGGAAAAACCCUUCUACCACCCUUAGUUUUAUGAUUAAUUUUUUAAAAGUGUAUUUAUCAAUAUUAUGGUAAAACUCAGUUGCUUGAUGACCAUAUCGACCAAAGAUCUUUGUUAUAUAAUGUCACUUAGCGUAAUGUAUUUUUUUUUGUAAAAAUGAAUAGAAAACUUCCUAUAAAACUUUGUUACUAUGGUGUAUCGACUAAAACCUGUAAAUAUAUUAAGGAUUGCUGUAUAAAUUAACAUUUUUAAAUUAUGAUAUAAAAUGGACCAUAGUUAAUAUAUAAAAAAAAAAUUGUAAAGUGCUGCCCGAAAUAUGCGGCCAAGAGGGAGAGAGAAACACAUUUAGCCCAAUCUGCAUAUUUUCUUCUCAUAUUUUCGGCAGAACUUAAGUUUGACUUUAGCCUACGAAAAUGCGUCAUUUUGUUGGGCUACAAGCCGACGAAUUGUUACUCGAUUACUCACCGUAACUCUUUUUUUCGUUUUGUCAGAAAAUAUAUUGCAUAUGGAAAAGCCUCUAAAUAAAUGGUUUUUUGUUAACUAUACUGGA